GACUCAAGGCCUGCUUGAUACGUCCGCCAUUUUGGGCGCUUCGCUGAUGGUGUCGGUGAGCGCGUUUCCCGCCUGAGCGCAACUAGCGGAGUGCUUCUGUUUCCUAUGAUACCAUAUUUUAGUUCGGCUAAUCUUCUAAUGCGGUAAAUUGGAAGACCGUUACCAUCAGGAUAACCUGUAAUGGGCAAGGAGCCACAGAGAAGAAAACAUUUGUUUUAAUUUUUAACCUUGGUUUGAAAGACCAGCAUGUUUUGGAAAUUUGAUCUUCACUCAUCAUCCCACAUAGACACACUUCUAGAAAGAGAAGAUGUAACACUGAAGGAGUUAAUGGAUGAGGAAGAUGUUUUACAGGAAUGUAAAGCUCAGAACCGCAAACUUAUAGAGUUUCUGUUAAAAGCAGAAUGUCUCGAAGAUUUAGUCUCAUUCAUUAUAGAAGAACCACCUCAAGACAUGGAUGAAAAGAUCAGAUACAAGUAUCCAAAUAUAUCUUGUGAGUUGCUCACUUCUGAUGUCUCCCAGAUGAAUGAUAGACUGGGAGAAGAUGAAUCCUUGCUAAUGAAAUUAUAUAGCUUCCUCCUAAAUGACUCCCCCUUGAACCCACUACUUGCCAGUUUCUUCAGCAAGGUGCUAAGUAUUCUUAUCAGCAGAAAACCAGAACAGAUUGUGGAUUUCUUAAAGAAGAAACGUGAUUUUGUAGACCUUAUUAUAAAGCACAUAGGAACGUCUGCUAUCAUGGAUUUGUUGCUCAGACUCCUGACAUGUAUUGAGCCUCCACAACCCAGGCAAGAAGUGCUGAAUUGGUUAAAUGAGGAGAAAAUUAUCCAGAGGCUUGUGGAAAUAGUUCAUCCAUCGCAAGAAGAAGAUCGACAUUCAAAUGCUUCACAGUCACUUUGUGAAAUUGUUCGCCUGAGCAGAGACCAGAUGUUACAAGUUCAGAACAGUACAGAACCAGACCCCCUGCUUGCCACUCUAGAAAAGCAAGAAAUUAUAGAGCAGCUUCUAUCAAAUAUUUUCCACAAGGAGAAAAAUGAAUCUGCCAUUGUCAGUGCAAUCCAGAUUUUACUGACUUUACUUGAGACUCGGAGACCAACAUUUGAAGGCCAUAUAGAGAUCUGCCCACCAGGCAUGAGUCAUUCAGCUUGUUCGGUUAACAAGAGUGUUCUAGAAGCCAUUAGAGGAAGACUUGGAUCUUUUCAUGAACUCCUACUUGAGCCACCCAAGAAAAGUGUGAUGAAGACAACAUGGGGUGUACUAGAUCCUCCUGUCGGGAACACCCGGUUGAAUGUGAUUCGGUUGAUAGCCAGCCUGCUUCAAACCAACACCAGCAGUAUAAACGGGGACCUGAUGGAGCUGAACAGCAUUGGAGUUAUACUGGACAUGUUCUUCAAGUAUACGUGGAAUAAUUUUUUGCAUACACAAGUGGAAAUAUGUAUUGCACUGAUUCUUGCUAGUCCUUUUGAGAACACAGAAAAUGCUACAAUUAGUGACCAGGAUUCCGCUGGUGACAACUUCUUGUUGAAACACCUUUUUCAAAAAUGUCAAUUAAUAGAACGAAUACUUGAAGCCUGGGAAAUGAAUGAGAAGAAACAGGCUGAGGGAGGCAGACGGCAUGGGUACAUGGGUCAUCUCACUAGGAUAGCCAACUGUAUCGUGCACAGCACUGACAAGGGCCCCAACAGCGCAUUGGUACAGCAGCUUAUCAAAGAUCUUCCCGAUGAAGUCAGGGAGCGAUGGGAGACAUUCUGCACGAGCUCCUUAGGAGAGACGAACAAGAGGAACACGGUAGAUCUAGUUACAACCUGCCAUAUUCAUUCAUCCAGUGAUGAUGAAAUUGACUUUAAAGAAACGGGUUUCUCGCAGGACUCCUCUUUGCAGCAAGCCUUUUCUGAUUAUCAGAUGCAACAAAUGACGUCCAAUUUUAUUGACCAGUUUGGCUUCAACGAUGAGAAGUUUGCAGAUCAAGAUGACAUUGGAAAUGUUUCUUUCGAUCGGGUAUCAGACAUCAACUUUACUCUCAAUACAAAUGAAAGUGGAAAUAUUGCCCUCUUUGAAGCAUGCUGUAAGGAACGAAUACAGCAGUUUGACGAUGGUGGCUCCGAUGAGGAGGAUAUCUGGGAGGAGAAGCACAUUGCAUUUACACCAGAAUCUCAAAGAAGGUCCAGCUCAGGAAGUACGGACAGUGAAGAAAGCACAGAUUCCGAAGAAGAAGAUGGAGCAAAACAAGACUUGUUUGAGUCCAGUAGUGCUAAUACAGAGGAUAAAAUGGAGGUGGACCUAAAUGAGCCACCCACCUGGUCAGCCAACUUUGACGUCCCAAUGGAGACCACCCAUGGCGCUCCAUUAGACUCUGUAGGGUCUGACGUCUGGAGCACGGAGGAGCCAGUGCCAACCAAAGAGACAGGCUGGGCUUCUUUUACGGAGUUCACAUCCUCCCUGAGCGCAAAAGAUUCCUUAAGGAGUAGCUCUCCAGUGGAGAUGGAGACCAGCACGGAGCCUGUGGACCCUCUGACUCCUGGGGCAGCUGCACAGCCAGAAGCAUCGGGGAGCAUGGCCAUGGAAGCUGGCUCAGACGGGGAGGAGGAUGCAGAAAGUACAGACAAGGUAACUGAGACCGUGAUGAAUGGCGGCAUGAAGGAAACGCUCAGCCUCACUGUAGAUGCCAAGACAGAGACUGCCGUCUUCAAAAGUGAGGAAGGAAGACUGUCUACCUCUCAAGAUGCUGCUUGUAAAGACACGGAGAGCCCCGAGCCAGCAGAGGCGAAGUGUGCAGUCCCCCGGCCUCCCAGCAGCAGUCCCGAGCAGAGGACGGAGCAGCCAAGUGGGCCAGGAGACGCAGCAGUCAAUGGCCCUGUAUGAUGAGCGAUGGAGCUGCUGCCGGCUGAGGACUGCGGACCACCGCCCCGGCUCCGGAGGAACUUGCGCCUCCGCGUCGCCACAGCUGCUCUCACUGUGCGAGGGAUCAGGACCAGCACCCUUUCUGUUCUAGAUUCUAAGACACUGUACAGAAAAAUCCAGACGUGUACAAAUACUGCACAUUGACAAAUACCAAGAAUUUUUGCGUAUGUUUAUAUUGUAUUGUUCUAAAUAACGGGUGGCCUGUGAGCACACGCCUGCCACCGCGUGACGAUAGUGUGAUGCUGUAGUUAACAUGCUCGUAAGAAUAGUUUUAUAAAGUGAACACAGAUCUAUUGUAUUUGACCUUUAUUAGUGCGACCAAAGUAUUAGGCAAGUUUCCUACAUUUUUCACCUUGUACAAAGUUCUGAAUUCGUCUCUCUUCCAGGCUGGCAGCGCGCAGCCCUCAGUGCCCUCCACUGCUAUUUUGGUUGUUCCAACUUACAACAGUGAUUUUGAAUAAGAAAUAUUGGGUGUUCUUUUUAUAACCAGUUUUUGAUUGGUAAUUGUUUUCUGUAUUGUUUAAAAUGGAUCAAAAAUGUAAGUCUAUUGGUAGAGAUUAAGUAUUUAUUGCUGCAGCUUAGUUGAUAAAUGGGUGUUCCUGUAAGCCAUACGUUCUGUUACGGUCUGUGUGCUUGAACCGUGCUUCGGUGAGGCACUGGAGGGUUGGAGUGUCAUGGCUAGGGUUUGGGUUUGGGGGUGGUUCUGUUCCUGUUUUUGUUGUUGUUUGUUUCAUUUGGGUAGUUCCUUUGCCUUCUUACCCCAUUCUCCCAAACCAGCCUGUCCUUGACCACGUGUCAGCCGUGCCCACAGGAGGCCCCUGUGUCACGCGCGGCAGGUCAGCUGCAGUUGGAUGCCUACGCCGAGGACGGGGGUGGGGCAUGCGCAUUUCACAGGCCGGGGUCUGCGGAGCGGAGAGCACGCUCCGGCACGGAACGAAGCAUGUUACCUGUUUCACUGUACCUUGUGAGCUUUCCCUCGUCAACUCUAAACCAGUGCGUUUUUUAGAGCUGGUUUGUAUAUAUAUAGUGAUUAUGGAUACUAAUUCAAUGUAAUUUAUAAUUUUCUAUGUCAAUAUCAAAUCCAUCACCGCCUUCUCCACCAGCUGAAGCAAUAUAUUGUACAUUGUAUAUUGCCACGCCGUCUGGUGAGUGGGCUAGCACUUCACCUCUUGCACUUUUAGAUGCAAAUCAGUUUUUCAUUUCUGUAAUAGAAAAUUAUUCACGUAUUUUUACAUCGUUUGUUUUUUCCUGAUCAGUAUUUAAAACCAAAAGGAUAUUCUGAGAAAAAAAAUGGCCAACAAAUUUUUUAGAGACAGCAUCCCAAGCAGCGUGCCUAAACAAUACAUUGCAUAUAGAAAUAAAGAAUCAAACGUC
Molecule: messenger RNA, 4269 nt
Organism: Dipodomys ordii (Ord's kangaroo rat)
Lineage: Eukaryota; Metazoa; Chordata; Mammalia; Rodentia; Heteromyidae
Gene: Ppp6r3
Product: protein phosphatase 6, regulatory subunit 3
Exons: 24
Coding region: 247-2856 (869 amino acids)
Cellular component (GO): nucleus; cytosol
Molecular function (GO): protein phosphatase regulator activity; protein phosphatase binding
Source: RefSeq, a predicted model, not a curated record